Molecule: messenger RNA, 3086 nt
Organism: Labrus bergylta (ballan wrasse)
Lineage: Eukaryota; Metazoa; Chordata; Actinopteri; Labriformes; Labridae
Product: apoptosis-inducing factor 3-like
Cellular component (GO): cytoplasm
Molecular function (GO): flavin adenine dinucleotide binding; 2 iron, 2 sulfur cluster binding; oxidoreductase activity, acting on NAD(P)H
Source: RefSeq, a predicted model, not a curated record
CAUCUGACUAACUUUUAAUGUUUCUGGAGGACUUUAGCGUUUCUUGUGUUGUGUUGUAAUAACUGAAUCAGAGAUGUCUGGGACCAGACCACCGCGACAGGAGCUUCCGGACUCAGAUCCAGAGGACUCAGAGGAGCUGACCGGGGUGGUGUGUCUGGAGUCAGACCUGCUGGACGGACAGAUGAUGGAGGUCGAGGUGGGACAUCACAGCGUUCUGUUGACACGCAGUGAGGGUAGAUACAAUGCCAUUGGUAACCAGUGUACACACUAUGGCGCUCCACUCAGCCAAGGGUUUAUUUUGGGCAACAAAGUGCGCUGCCCGUGGCAUGGUGCCUGUUUCAACAUCCACACAGGGGAUCUGGAGGAAUUCCCCGGCAUGGACUGUCUUCCUUGCCACAAGGUCAAAAUACAAAACAGUAAAGUGUACGUCACAGUUAACAAAAAGACUCUCAUGCAGGAGAAGAGAAUUAAGAGUAUGGGAGGUGCAGAGCCUGGAGUUACUCACACUAUUCUGCUGCUGGGAGGAGGAGCUGCAUCACUGAUCUGUGCUGAGACUCUGCGGCAGGAACAUUUUGGUGGCAGAAUCAUCAUGGCCUCUAAAGACGAACUUUUACCCUACGACAAAACACGACUCAGCAAGGUGAUGAACGUGGAGAGCGACAGUAUACUGCUGAGGAGGAUGGAUUUCUUCCACAAGUAUGACAUCGAGGUGUGGCUCAGAAAAGAAGCGCUGUCAGUGGACACGGAUAAGAAGACAGUCACAUUUGAUGACGGUUCAGUCCAGAGCUAUGACCAGCUCCUCAUCUCAACAGGCUGCAGAGCAAAGGGUCUGGACCUGCCGGGGAUGAAGCUGGACAACGUCAAGAUGUUGGAGACACCAGAGGACGCCCGACAAAUCCACUCAGUCUGCCUGGGCUGCAACGUUGUCCUUGUGGGAACCUCUUUUGUCGGCAUGGAAAUUGCAUCUUAUUUGAUAGACAAAGCCUCCAGUAUCACAGUGAUUGGCAGCAGUGAGAUGCCUUACCAGAACACACUGGGCCGGGAAAUUGGAAAAGUCACUAUGAUGAUGCUGUCAGAGAAAAAUGUGAGAUUCUACAUGAAUGAUAAUGUGACAGAAGUCAUUGGUGCUGAUGGCAAGGUGAAGGAGGUUGUGCUUAAAAGUGGAAAAGUUAUCCCGGCCGACGUUUUGAUAGUUGGCAUUGGUAUCAAACCGAACUCAGAGUUCUUGCGUGGGAGCAAAAUACAGAUGGACUCGAAAAACUUUGUAAAAGUCGACAAGUACAUGUGCACUAACGUCCCCGGUGUGUUCUGUGGGGGUGACCUGGCCACCUUCCCCCUGAAGAUGGCUAAACACCAGCUGGUCAACAUCGGACACUGGCAGAUGGCACAAGCACACGGGAGAAUAGCAGCUCUGAACAUGAUGGAUAAACAGACUGAACUCAGCUCAGUUCCUUUCUACUGGACCGUCCUACUUGGUAAAACCAUCCGAUAUGCAGGCUAUGGGGAGGGAUACACUGAGAUUGUAAUGAAAGGAAAGUUUGAGGACAGGAAGUUUCUGGCAUUGUAUAUCAAAGAUGAUGAGGUCAUAGCAGCAGCGAGCCUAAACUACGACCCUGCUGUGUCUGCAGUAGCUGAGAGGCUGGUAACAGGGAAAGUCAUCUCAAAGAAAGAGGCUGAAUCAGAUGACCUGAGCUGGUUGCAGUUGUCCUGAUUUACACUUUGCUCCAUUCAUCCUCUCAUCACCAGUACCAUGUCAAUGUGCAGUCAGAGUGUUGUUCAUCCGUCUCUUCACCACCUGCGCUCUCACCAACGAAAAAGAGUCCGAAGAGCUUGAUUAAAACUCUCAUUUUCGAAGAGACGGACAUCCCUCAUGGCAGGGUGUAAAAUAACACAAUUUAUAUUUACAGUGUUGACAUACUGGAUUUAUACUGUACGUCAUGGAGUCAGUGUUCAUGUCAGGGGAUCCACCAUGCAAACAACAGAUACCUCACUUGGAUGCAGCUUUUGCAACUUAUUUUUUAAUAUAUUCCUUUUUUAUUAUUUUAUUAGAUUUUAUAACAUUUUUAUGGCUUCGUGUCUCCGGGGAAAUUUCAGCACCAGUCCAGAGACAUCGCACUAAAGAUGCCUCAGUUUGUUCACUGCUCUUUUUUGAAGGCGGUGUGUGCUGCCUUAGACGAGUCUGCUGGAAAAAAAAAACACAAGUGACCUUAAUGCCCACUGCAGUUGUGUAUGUGGUCGGGUCGGAGAGGGGAUUAGGAGAACAGAGGGGGAGUGGUCUGCUCUUUGAAGCAGAGAUGCUGAAAUAGGCAAUGAUAACAAAACACACAAACGGGGAACAAUAAGCCUUCGACAAACAGCACACACAGGCAGAUGGACAAAAGAAAUGCUGUGUUUUUCUCACGUCCCCCCAUUGUCUCUCUGCUACUAUCCCUGUCUCACUGUCUUUAAUUCACUCCUCUCUUUCCACCUCCACAUUCACUCUUUGAUUCACCCUCAGUGCUCUUCCUCAUUUGGCUGUACCCAGGGUUCAACUGGUGCACACUCUCAAGGCCAGUACUAGUUAUAAAGUUUUAGCUUCUGAGGUUGCUACUAGUUAGUAUAUUGUUAAGAUUUUAUAUGUAAAAGAUUUUAAACUUUUCUGCCAAACAUGACACAAUGUCUUUUAUUUUCAAUCAUGAUCAGUAUUUCAACCAUAGACUGUAAAUAAUAUUUGAACUUGAAAUGCAUGGUCUUUCUAGAUAUGUCACACAUGGAUCAAAUCUUCUUUGAUGGUACACGUGAUUUUUUUAUUACACACGCAACUAAUAUUGUAAUUAGGGCUGUCGAACACAUUUUUUUUAAAUUGUGAUUAAUUGCUGAAUCAUGACUAAUUGCAUUUUUAUCCGCAUGUUUAAAAUUCCGUUAUUUCGCAUUUAAAAAUCAAAAAUGGUUGGCUUUUGUUUCAUAUUUUUGUACAGUCUUAAACUGAGAGUACUUUAGUUGCUGUUUGAAUUAAAACUUGCUUUUAUUUUAAAAAGGAAAGGACCUUCCAGUAGAUCCAUGGUUACAACAUUUAUUUUAUCAUUAAAAAAGUAAACACAGCGAAA